ACCGCAGACUCCAGAGACGUGGAGCACCUCGGCUAGGGCAGCCCCUGCCCGGCACCAGGGGACACAGUCUGGCCCAGUUGGGGCUGGGCUCCUGGGUGGAUGGCCCAGCUGCGGAUACCCACGGGCUUGACAAGACUCUAUGGAGUGGCUCAGGGACGUCCUGGGCCCAGCAGCACCCAGGAGGACAGUGCUCAGCACUGCUGGGGGUGCGUCACAUUUGGCCUCUCCCAACGGUGAGCAGGCAUUUACCUUGUGGACGUCUUGAACUGCCUGCUGGGAGAGUGUGUGGUGUGGUGUCCGGUGAGGAUCGGUACCAUUGCCAACCUGUCUCCAUUGGCCACGAGGCACCCCUCCUGGGUCUGUGGUCCAGACUCCUGGGUCUCUGCAGCCCCUCACGGCCUUGCAGAGACACCCCAGGUUCAUGGGUCAGGUUUCCAGGGCUCUAGACCAGCUCUGCCUUGGCUUUCCCAUCGUCUCUGUCUUCCAAUUUGCUGUAGGCAUGCCAUGGCAAGGGCUGUCAGCAGCAACAUCUUCCUCCUUACCUUCCCCCGGCCCACACUAAAUCAUGGAGUGAGGAGGAGCUGUCUCCAUGCCACCUGCUGACAGUGAGGGUCAUCCGGAUGAAAAACGUCCAACAGGCUGACGUGGUAAGCCAGACAGACUGCUUUGUGAGCCUCUGGCUGCCCACAAGCUCUCCUAAGAGGCUGAGGACUAGGACCAUCUCCAACUGCCGAAACCCAGAGUGGAAUGAAAGCUUCAAGUUCCAGAUCCAGACCCGGGUGAAGAACGUGCUAGAGCUGAGCGUCUGUGAUGACGACACGUUGACACCAGAUGACCAUUUCUUGACAGUUCUCUAUGACCUCACCAAGCUCUGCUUCCGAGAGAAAACCCACGUGAAGUUCCCACUCAACAGAGAGGGCAUGGAGGAGCUGGAGGUGGAGUUCCUGCUGGAGGAGAGCCCCUCUCCACCUGAGAGUCUCAUCACGAAUGGCGUGCUGGUGUCUCGACAAAUGUCCUGCCUGGAGGUUCAUGCAGAAUCCAGGAGACAGAAGAAUAGGAAAGUGAAGGGCCUCCCGGUGACAGUGACGGAGUCCUUCGAGCACACCCAGCACAUCUCACACUGCCUGGAGCCCUGCGGCCCAAACCCUGCCUGCUUCCACUACCCCAAGUACUUCCAGCCCCAGGUCCACGUGGAGGUGCCCAAGAGCCAGUGGAGCUCUGUGCUUUGCUGCUGCAGUGCGUGCAAGAACGACCCUGUGUGCCAGUCCCUGGAUUGCCUCCCUGACGGCCAGGCGGUGACCCUGCCUGUGAACAAGAAUUGUGAAUUACACAUGAAAUCUACACCCUGCUCCGAGGCACUGGACGUGCGGCUAGGCUUCAGCCUGUGCCAGGCAGAGCUGGAGUUCCUGCAGAAGCGGAGGGUGGUGGUGGCUGAGGCGCUGAAGCAGGUGUUGCAGCUGGAGGAGGACCUGCAGGCAGACGAGGUCCCACUGAUAUCCAUCAUGGCCACUGGGGGUGGGACAAGAUCCAUGACUGCCAUGUAUGGCCACCUGCUGGGGCUGCAGAAGCUGAACAUCCUGAACUGUGCCAGCUACAUCACUGGCCUGUCAGGGGCCACCUGGACCAUGGCUACCUUGUACCGUGACCCUGACUGGUCCUCCAAAAACCUGGAGCUUGCCAUCCUCGAGGCGCGGAGGCACGUAGUCAAGGACAAGACGCCCGCUCUGUUCCCAGAUCAGCUCCUCAAAUUCCGGGAGGAGCUGCAGCAGCGCAGGCAGGAAGGCUACAAAGUCACCUUCACAGACUUCUGGGGUCUGCUGGUCGAGACCUGUCUGGGGGACGAGAGAUAUGAAUGCAAACUGUCAGAUCAGCGUGCUGCUUUGUGUCAGGGCCAGAACCCCCUGCCUAUCUACCUCACCAUCAAUGUCAAGGAUGAUGUAAGCAACCAGGAUUUCAGAGAGUGGUUCGAGUUCUCUCCCUACGAGGUGGGUCUGCAGAAGUAUGGAGCCUUCAUUCCCACCGAGCUCUUCGGCUCCGAGUUCUUCAUGGGGCGGCUGAUGAGGAGGAUCCCAGAGUCGCGGAUAUGCUACAUGCUAGGUCUGUGGAGCAGCAUCUUCUCCCUGAACCUGCUCGAUGCCUGGAAUUUGUCCCACACCUCGGAGGAGUUUUUCCACAGGUGGACAAGGGAGAGAGUGCAUGAUAUCGAAGAUGAGCCACUCCUACCUGAAAUCCCUAAAUGUGAUGCCAACAUGCUGGACACCACGGUGGUGAUGCCAGGGUCAUGGCUGUCCAAUACUUUCCGCAACAUCCUCACCUCCCGGGCCUUUUUGUCUGAGUUCCACAACUUCCUGCUGGGGCUGCAGAUGCACACCGACUACUACCAGAAUGGCCAGUUCUCCACGUGGAAGGACUCGGUGCUAGAUGGCUUCCCAAACAAGCUGACAGCGUCCGUGAACCACUUGUGCCUGCUGGACACUGCAUUCGUCAUCAACUCCAGCUACCCGCCCGUCCUCAGGCCGGAGAGAAAAGCUGACCUCAUCAUCCACCUCAAUUACUGUGCUGGGUCCCAGACAAAGAACUUCUGCUGCCAGUGUCCUUGUCCCCACGGUGAGCCACAGCCACCACCCCUCCCGCCUCUGCAGGAGACCCUCCAACACUAGCAGGUAGGUCUGGUUUAGUCUCCCCUGGGGUCACUGCUCCCUCCCCUGGGUCCUGAUGCACACACUGCUUUGUGUGUGCCCUCCAAGAGUGGAGUCUCUGAUCCCCCCAGCCCUGUGGAAGUCCUGCAAUCAAUUCCCACUAGGCUUCGAAGUCUGAUUCUCUAGGAAUUCCUCCUCCUGUUGCCAGAUCCCCAGGUUGGGAAGCCUGAUGUAGGGCUCAGAACCUUCACUCCAGUGGGUGGACUUCUGUGGUAUAAGUGUUCUCCAGUCUGUGAGUCACCCACCCAGCAGUUAAGGGAUUUGAUUUUACUGUGAUUGCACCCCUCCUACCGUCUCAUUGUGGCUUCUCCUUUGUCUUUGGAUGUCGGGUAUCUUUUUUGGUGAGUUCCAGUGUCUUCCUGUCAAUGAUUGUCCAGCAGCUAGUUGUGAUUCUGGUGUUCUCGCAAGAGGGAGUGAGAGCACAUCCUUCUACUCUGCCAUCUUGGUUCCUCUCCCUGGUCUACUUUAAUACAGUCCUAUCCUGAGGCCAGGGAAAAGGGAGUAUAGACAGAUGACAAGGAUGACACCAAUGAUAAUGACCUAAGUUUGUAAACAAGGGACAACAUGCUUUCCUACACAUGAUCUCCCUUGAUCCUUACACCAGCUCUUUGAGGUAGAUGGCACAACUGCUAUUAUUCCUAUGUUAUAGGUGAGGAAGGUGAGGCACAGAGAGGGUAAAUGGCUUGCUUAAGAUCGCACAGCUAGUGAGCUUAGAACGGGGCAGAACUAAGGGGAUUCUGAUACUCCAAGUCUGCUGCUUUUUCUGUUACAUCCUGUUUAUAAAGAUGCCCUUUCAGAGUCCUUUCUGGCCCUGUCACGUUCCAAAGCCCAUGAGUGUCCUGCAGGAGCCUGGCCAGCCAUGGCUGUCACCCUCUUAGGGAGCCAGCCACAUCUCCAGGUCUGUGGGUGAAGCAUCAUCGGAAGGGCUUCUGUCCAGUUUACUUGGGGAAGGAGCUUGCAGUUGGACACACACCAACCUACUGCCCCAGGCUCUUCAUCCGGAUCCAGGUUUGUCCUAAAAAUAGCACACAUAGGCAGAGCAGUUGGAGACCUGAGUUGUUAGCUGGGGAAAUCAGAAAGCUGGACCUAAGAAUUCUGUGUUUCUUGCCCACCCUCACCCCUCCUGAUACUCAAACAUGUCCUCCUGUGAUGUUCCAGCCCGUGAAACAAACCUGCAAGUACUGCACCGAGCAGAACAUCCCCUUCCCCAAAUAUGAGGUGCAGGAGGAGGAGGAUAACCUCAAGGAGUGCUACCUGAUGGAGAGCUCCCAGGAGCCCGAUGCCCCCACUGUGAUUUUCUUCCCACUCAUCAGCGACACCUUCCAAAAGUACAAGGCCCCAGGUGUGGAGCGAAGCCCCGAGGAGCUGGAGCAGGGCCAGGUUGACAUCUAUGGUCCCAAAUCUCCCUACGCCACCAAGGAGCUGACGUACACAGAGGCCGCCUUCGACAAGCUGGUGAAGCUCUCCGAAUAUAACAUCCUGAAUAACAAGGACAAGCUCCUUCAGGCCUUGCGACUAGCAGUAGAGAAGAAGAAACGCCUGAAGAGCCAGUGUCCCCCUAAAGUCCCAGGUCACCCGUAAAGAGUCCCCCCUAAAGUCCCAGGACAGUCCUGUGUCUGCUUCUAGCAUCAGAGGUGCAGAACCCAGGGCUGACCGGCCCUCAGAGCCACCUCCGCUGCCUAGCAAGGGCUGCAGGCAGGCUGGCCUGGGCUUUCUAUCAAAAAAAUUAAAAUUAAAAAAAAAAAGGUUGAAGGAGAAAGAGAAAGAGACAAAGGAAAAUAACAAGGGGAUGUAAUGGGGCUUUAUACCCACUGGAAUUUUUUUUUAAACAUCUUUAUUGGAGUAUAAUUGCUUUACACUGUUGUGUUAGUUGCUGCUGUAUAAAAAAGUGAAUCAGCUAUAUGUAUACAUAUAUCCCCAUAUCUCCUCCCUCUUGCACCUCCCUCCCUCCCUCCCACCCUCCCUAUCCCACCCCUCUAGGUGGUCACAAAGCACCAAGCUGAUCUCCCUGUACUAUGCAGCUGCUUCCCACUAGCUAUCUGUUUUACAUUUGGUAGUGUAUAUAUGUCCAUGCCACUUUCUCACUUCGUCCCAGCUUCCCCUUCCCCCUCCCCGUGUCCUCAAGUCCAUUCUCUAUGUCUGCGUCUUUAUUGCCGUCCUGCCCAUAGGUUCUUUGUAACCAUUUUGUUUUUUUUUUUUUUUAGAUUCCAUAUAUAUGUGUUAGCAUACGGUGUUUUUCUCUUUCUCACUUCAAAUGCUUUUUUAAAUUUAAUGCAAUUGUAUUCUUGUGAUUUUUAUAGGCAACUGUAUUUUGUGAUUUUUAUUUUUAUGAAUCAGCUUAUUACUAGGAAGCAUAAUGCUUGAAGAUCUAGAUGGAGCACUAGAGACAUCCUGGUCUCUUCAACAACAAACACAAACAGAUGAUGGGGUUUCAGCAGCCCCUCUUCAACCACUUAAAGGCCGAGGACAAGUGAUCCCUUUGAUCCCCACUGGGCAGCCUCGACUAAGCAUCCAGCUCCGGCGAAAUGCCAGGCAAAGCCCAAGUCUGCAGCUCCAGUUCACCAAACAAGGAUCUGGAUGCAGCUCUGGGACGUCUGGGCAGGUACAUGAGGCAUCAGGUGAGUGAUGCUGCCUGGUGCCACCACUCCACAGGGCCACCACUCGCUGACCAACCUGCUCCAGAGGCACUUCUCCAACCCUAACCCUCCUCUCUGGUUUCCAGAUGGUAUUACGUAUUUCUAAGCGGCAUUUCUCUGAUUUAUUAUGUAAACACCAUGGCCAGAACAUCCCAACUCUUGAAGAGUCACCCUGAGAUAACAAAACUGGAAAGGAUCAACCCAGAAAGGACUAGGUUAACCCUGAGGGAAAUGCUCAUCUUUGGAGAUGGUUUCCAGAUGAAUCUCUGGGAAAGCCCUGGGACACAGAAGCUCAAAGUAUCCACAUCUCCCAUCAGGCUGGGAACUUAACUAAAGAAAUGUGUAGGACUUCCCUGGUGGCGCAGUGGUUAAGAAUCCGCCUGCCAAUGCAGUGGACACAGGUUCGAGCCCUGGUCUGGGAAGAUCCCACAUGCGCGGAGCAACUAAGCCCAUGCGCCACAACUGCUGAGCCCACGUGCCAUAACUACUGAAGCCCAGGUGCCUAGAGCCCCUGCUCCACAACAAGAGAAACCACCGCAAUGAGAAGCACACGCACCACAACGAAGAGUAGCCCCCCCGCUCUCCACAGCUAGACAAAGCCCUUGCACAGCAGUGAAGACCCAAUGCAGCCAAAAAUAAAUAAAUAAAUUUAUUUUUUUAAAAAAAGAGAGAAAUGUGUAACCUGAGCCAUUGAGAUGCCUGUGCUGAUGGAAGGCGUGACCAGAAAGGCAUGUGGUCUACAUGAAGCCCAGCAAACCUGGAAGACGUGGCCCUCUCUCUGGGUCACCAUGUUCCCUAAGCAGUGCUUUGGAUAUUAGGAGAUGUGUGGUGACAGGUGUCAAAAGUUUACCAAAAUUGUCCUCUGAUUUACAUCCUUGCUACCCAAAGUGUGGUGGGGAACUGGUUAGAAAUGCAGAAUCUCAGGCCGCACCCCAGCCAUACUGAAUUCAGAAUCUGCAUUUUAAGGAGAUUUUCACCUCCUCUCCACUGCCUUCAGGUGAUGCUUAUGCAUAUUAAAGUCUGAGAGGAGAGGGUUUAUGCCAUGCUCACUCAUAAGCUGGAAAGCAUGAAUCCAUCACUUCCCCUGAGCCACUGAUAAACUGUGCUCCUGGACCUGCAAAGCUGGUCCCCACCCAGAGAAUGCUGACUUGGGACCCCACCCUGCUCCAGCACCAGAGCAGCCAGCUGCCUCCACUUGGCCAUCUUUUCUUUCCAUCUGCAAGAAACAGGUUCUCCUAAAAUGAUCAGAGUGAGCCACUGGGUAAGACCUGGGUGUUUAUUGUCAGGUGAAGGCAGCCCUGCCUUGGAUUCAUCAAAGUAUGUAAAACGAGGUUUAUAAAAUCAUUGUAUUUUUUGAGCACAGAAUAAACUGGCCAUGUGGGCAAA
Orcinus orca (killer whale) is the source of this 6721-nucleotide messenger RNA. It is a transcript of the gene PLA2G4E, whose product is annotated as phospholipase A2 group IVE. The record is from RefSeq and is a predicted model, not a curated record. Lineage: Eukaryota; Metazoa; Chordata; Mammalia; Artiodactyla; Delphinidae. Gene Ontology annotation, cellular component: cytosol. The transcript has 20 exons. Gene Ontology annotation, molecular function: calcium-dependent phospholipid binding; calcium ion binding. Gene Ontology annotation, biological process: glycerophospholipid catabolic process. Bases 621 to 2660 code for a protein of 679 amino acids.